Indicator indicator is the source of this 729-nucleotide messenger RNA. It is a transcript of the gene VGLL1, whose product is annotated as vestigial like family member 1. Gene Ontology annotation, biological process: regulation of transcription by RNA polymerase II. The coding region runs from base 1 to 729 and encodes 242 amino acids. Gene Ontology annotation, cellular component: nucleus. The record is from RefSeq and is a predicted model, not a curated record. Lineage: Eukaryota; Metazoa; Chordata; Aves; Piciformes; Indicatoridae. The transcript is spliced from 4 exons.
AUGGAAGAAACAAGGAAGCUGUCUCCAAAGCCAUGUAAAAGCAAAGAGCCUGUGAAAACAGAAUGGGGGGCUCAGAGUGUUGUUUUCACCUAUUUCCAAGGGGAUAUUAACAGUGUGGUAGAUGAGCACUUUUCUAGAGCUCUAAGCAAUGCCAAGAACCCACAAGACCUGAGCACAAAGCACAAGGGGGAGGCUGUUGUCCUGAAGAAUGACAGCAUGUCUCCUCAUCAGUGGCCUUUCUCUUCUCGCUGCCCCAAAUCCUAUCCAUCACCUUCUGCGGCCAGCCUGUCGCACUCUGGGCUGGAUUUCCCUGCUGCUGCUCCUGCAGGCCAGUACCAGCCAGCAGCUCUGCAGAGCCAGCCCACUCCACCUGGGCAUUUGUGGCCCUUCCCUUCCCUUGGGACUCCCAACCUCAGCAGCUCCAGCUAUCAUCAUGCCUUGCCUGACCUGCACGCGGUGGAGGAAUCCAUCUCCGACAGGAAAUAUGGUUCCCUCCUCGGGCUUCUGCAACAGGAAAGGUGCCUAACAGCCAUGCAGGAAUGCACCAUGAAGCAACACUCCAGUUCUUCUUGUAUGACUGGACCUGCCAGGUCACAAAAUACAAGUCAAAGUUCAGCUCCUGGGGGAGAGAGGAAAGCAAGCUCUUACCAAGGCUCAGAAAAUCCCACUGUAAGCCAGACCAGUGCAGGUGUUCAGAUUCACAACAGAAGACAAGAUUUAUACUUUUAG